AUGACAGCCUUUGACAACAGUACAGCUCUCUAUUCAGGAUAUUGGCUGCAUGAUUCACUCCAUGGAGAUCCAUUUGUUUCCAAACUUUCCUGGGAAGCUGAUAUAAUAUCAGCCUGUUACUUAAUAGUCACAGGGCUGCUUUCAACACUGGGGAAUGGAUACGUGAUUUACUUGUCAAUCACACAAAAGAGAAAAUUGAAACCUCCUGAAAUAUUGAUAACCAACCUUGCAAUCAGUGAUUUUGGAAUGUCAGUUGGAGGACAACCCUUUCUGAUUAUAUCUUGCUUUUCACAUCGAUGGAUAUUUGGAUGGGUCGGCUGUCGCUGGCACGGAUGGGCAGGAUUUUUCUUUGGUUGCGGGAGUCUUAUCACAAUGACUGUUGUAAGCUUGGACAGAUACUUAAAAAUCUGUCAUUUGCAAUAUGGUAGUUGGCUUCAAAGGCGUCAUGUCUUCAUGUCCUUAGCUUUCAUCUGGUUUUACGCUGCAUUUUGGGCUACAAUGCCGCUGGUUGGAUGGGGGAACUAUGCUCCAGAACCUUUUGGUACAUCCUGCACUCUGGACUGGUGGCUUGCACGGGUCUCUGUAUCUGGACUAAUCUUCGUUCUGACAAUACUAUUCUUUUGCCUCUUGCUUCCAAUAAUUAUCAUAGUAUUUUCAUACAUAAAGAUCAUAGCCAAAGUUAAGUCAUCUGCCAAAGAAGUUGCCCACUUUGAUUCAAGAAUUCAAAAUCACCAUAGCCUGGAAAUGAAUCUAACAAAGAUGGCAAUAUUUAUAUGUGGAGGUUUCAUGUUUGCUUGGAUCCCGUAUGCAGUUGCAUCAGUGUGGUCAGCUUUCGGGAGUCCUAAUUCAGUGCCAAUUGAGGUUUCUGUAAUACCGACAAUGCUUGCAAAGUCAGCAGCAAUGUACAACCCCAUCAUAUAUCAAAUUAUUGAUUGUAGAUGUGUAAGUCUAAGCAGGAUUACAAUGAUUUGUGACUUCUUCAGAUCAGCACGCCAAAAGACAACAUUUCGGAAACCUAGACCGUUUAUGGUAACCAGAAAUAACAAUUCCUUGGAUUUCAAAGAGACACAUUUGGAGCUUGAAUUGAAUUAA
Molecule: messenger RNA, 1092 nt
Organism: Callorhinchus milii (elephant shark)
Lineage: Eukaryota; Metazoa; Chordata; Chondrichthyes; Chimaeriformes; Callorhinchidae
Gene: opn5
Product: opsin 5
Exons: 6
Coding region: 1-1092 (363 amino acids)
Biological process (GO): G protein-coupled receptor signaling pathway
Cellular component (GO): membrane
Molecular function (GO): G protein-coupled receptor activity
Source: RefSeq, a predicted model, not a curated record